This is a messenger RNA of Polypterus senegalus (gray bichir), 3937 nucleotides long. RefSeq lists its product as uncharacterized. Lineage: Eukaryota; Metazoa; Chordata; Cladistia; Polypteriformes; Polypteridae. Bases 194 to 1381 code for a protein of 395 amino acids. The transcript is spliced from 3 exons. The record is from RefSeq and is a predicted model, not a curated record.
CUUGUAUGUUAUUAUAAAACAGGCAGGACUGUGAUAGGAACUACUCACUGCAACUGUAAAGACAGAUACCUCUUGCCAGGUUUUCAGUCUGGUAAAGUGGUUGCUUAAGAAGGACUUAAGGAAACAAACGGCAAAGUAGCUCAUACUUUAAAUAUUUUUCUAUAAAAGCAACUGGAUCUCUGAAUCACAGGCCAUGGAUACAAAUAUGUCACACUCUCUAUAUAGCAAUGAAUGCAAAAAAGCACUGGAUAUGGAGACAAGUGUGUCACAUACUGUACCAAGCAAGGAAUGCAAAGAAGAAAUGGAUAUGGAAACAUGUGUGUCACACACUGUUCCUAGCCAGGAAUGUGGAGAAGAAAUGGAUAUGGAGAAAAGUGUGUCAAAUGCUAAUAGCAAAGAAUGCAACGAAGCACUGGAUUUGAAGACAAGGUUGUCACACACUACUGAUAGCAAAGAAUUCAAAAAAGAGGAGGUUAUACAGCUGAUAAACCGUGGAUGUGAAGAAUCCUUCUUUCCUGAAAAGCAUAAGCCAAUUAAGGAACUGAGAGAUGUGGAAUCACUUCAUCACAUGAGGCAGUUUUAUUUUAUAAGAAAUCCUCUUCUCCCAAAAGUCAAGUUAAAUAUUUCCAAACUUCUCCAUGCCACAACCAGUGUAGGACUGACGGGCAUUCUUCAAAAAGAAGGAUUUAAAGGAGAACUGUUCAAUGUAAAUCUCAAAUAUGGUCCUUUUUCUUUUUGGACAGGGGCUGCAGAUCCUCAAGACACACAGAAUCAAAUAGAUAUUUGGCUUCAAAAGAACCAAAAACACCUGCAGACCAUGCCUAAAGAAACAUUCAAUACUUCCCCAGCUUUUUCCGAAUCAUCUCUCUACGGUAAUUACAAGUUCACACUGGAAUUUGCAGAUGUCUUGGAGGCCUAUAAAUCUCAGUGUUGUGAGGGGAAAGAUCCUGUUUUUCGGGUAUUUGGAACUUCCUGUUUUAAGGCAGAAAUUAUGUAUACAGUGAUUGUUCAUAGCCCUGAUGAGAAUCAGUUUAACAACUUCCCAUGUCUUACAAAUGAUGAUGAUAGCAUUUGCACACAGGAUAGCAAUGUUGUUUUUUGGCGCCCUGAGUCAAUGAGUUCAGUUAACAUAUUUCACCAGGAUGGAAAUCCUGAAUACUUACGUUAUUUUGUAUGGGAUCACUUGGUAUUUGCAUUUCAUAUUAAAGAUUAUCUCAAAUUUCCAAGACAAUACCUUUUAGAACACCUUUCAGGUUGUAGUCUGCAUCCAGUACAUGUUUGCAGAGAGCUGAAUUAUUCUAUGGAUGAUGUGAACAGAUACGUAAAUCACCUGAAAGGUGAACAAGAAAUAAAAAAAGAAGAUAGUAAAGAGAAUCCAUGAACGCAGAAAUGUUGAACAGACUGGCAACAGCUGGUCUAGGUUAUACUGAAAUUAUUAUUUUUCUUUUGUGGUUGAGAUAUAUUUAAGCACAAAAUACUAGGAUUAAGGUUUCAUUAGUAAAUAAAAAUGUAAACUGUUGCUUUGAUUUAUAUUUUAUGAGCAAUCAUUUUCGCUAUCAGAAGCUCUUCAUCGGCAAAGCAUAUGCAUAGGGAAAAUCAAAAAGUAAAGGCAACAUACCCUUUAACACUGAUAACUAUGAGCAGAUGAACAUAAAAAGUAUAUCACUUCUCCAUAUAGUCUCCCUGCAGGUCAAUGAACUAUUAUUCCACUAAUUUCUUCAUUUCUUGGGAGAAGAAGCUUUUUGGCUGCUUCCCAAUCCAGGUCUGCGCCACUUCCUUAACCUAGGGGGUCAUGUGUAACACCUUGAGUAGAAUUCACACUAAAGCAUGGCAUAUAGACAAAACUAGAAAUGUUUGUACACACAAAAAAAUAAAAUGCAUAAAACUGUGCAUAAGCGAAGUUCUAUGCACUUUCACUUUAUAAAUCUGUGUCGGGUCGGGCGCAAGUAGGCUCCAUUGUUACAACAUGUACAGGAUUACUUAUAUUUACUUAAUAUAUUGCCCCCCUCCCCAUUAUCUAAUAUUUAAGUGGCUGCUGUCUUAAAUAUCCUAAGUAGACCAAACCCCAACUUGCUUUAUUUUUAUAUGUGAUGUUCAUGGCCUGCGGGGGUCUUAAUCUGGUCUUGGUGUAACACAUUUCCCAGUUGUGUAGGUAAUAUGGAAGAGUCGAUACAUUAUGCACCCAGCUUUUUCUAAUAACCAAAUUAAUCCAACAGUCAUCAAAGCAUAUAAGAUACAUAGUCAGAGGAGAGAUAAUGUUCAUAAAAGAAUGUCUCAUCUUAGCACAAACUUUACAGUACAGUAAAGACGCUAUAUAAUACAUAUUGUGAAAGAUCUCUUAUCAUAUUGUGGUCACUAAAAGUCGGGAAGAACAAAGAAACGGACACCAACAUAAAAUAAAAAGAAAUUUCUUUAUUCUUGGUGAGUUAGAGAGACUGCAGCCCCCCAGUUCAGUCAACUGGUUUGGGUUCAGACAUACUGCUCACAAAGAAAAAAAUCACUCUCUUUUAUUACCUAACUUGUUCAUUAGCCGAAGAGAGAAAAAAACAUAGCAGCUCAUUUUGAGGUCAUACCUGCUUGCUGUAAGUUACGGCUACAUCCUGAUUUAUUACAUACAGGAGCACACCAAAACAAAGAGCCACCAGGCACUUGCAUUCCUAAGGAAUAUGCCCUUCUCAGUAUACACACACAAGACCAAUUUAAGCAGUUUCUUAUAGUUCAUUACAUUAGUUAUAAAGAGAUUACAUUCUUAUAACUUUAAUAUCUUCAUUAGAUUAUAGUUGUUUGGUUAGAUUAAUAAUCCUUAUUUAUUAAUUCAUAAGUAACAUGUUUUCUUAUAAUAUUAAACAAGAGUAAAGAAACGAUCACAUUGAUUUAUAAUAUCACACGGUGUUCUAUUGGUAUCAAGAGGUCAUCAUUUUCUCAUAAAAGAAUGUAAGUUAAUCAUAUAAUUAUGUGCAUAAACUUAAUUCCUUUUCUACCUAAAUGAAGAUCAAAUCAUAUAGAAGUAAAAAAUCAUAUAGCUCUCUGCAGCAUGAUUAAUACAAAAUACAGUCCUUGAGUUAAAUACUUAUAAUCGUUACAGUUAAUAAUGUUUUUUCUUCCACAAUAUCUGUAACACACUAUUAAAGAUACCCCCACAACAUUCCAAAGGACUACAACAUGGAAGAAACUGGCAGCAUCGUUCAAUGUGCAAUUUCUGAAUCGGUGGCCAAGCAAUCCUUUAAUCAGGGACUGAAACUCUGCACAUUUUUACUAAAGAAUAAAUGUUUAAAUAUAUUAUGAUGUGUAUUUUUCUAUUAUAUUAUGCAUCACAUGUCUUUUUCUGUAGCAUUGAGUAAAAUAUAUUUGAGACAGUUUCACUUUUUAAUGGUAUAUUUGUGCUUUUUCAUGUUCAGAACAUUCUUUCUGAUACGUGUGGAAUUCAGUUUGUGACAUUACCCACUGUCUUAAGUUUGUUAAAUCACAAGGUAGUCUAAGUGAAUAUUCAACUUUGUUCCCCUUUUUGAAUUCCAAGAAGCAGACUGCAACUGCGCUUUGUCUUAGUCUUGAUCUACUGCUUGCAUGCAGUUAUGGGCACACUUCUAACAGUGCUAAACCUGAAAGUUAGUCAUAUUACUGUAAAUACAUACUAAGACCAGAUCAGCACAAGAUCAUCUCCAGCUCAUAGCACACUGCAAUUGGCCCAUAAUGCUUUUUUUCUCAUCGUGUUUAAUCCUUGUCCUUCCUUUAUUGUUUGACAAUAAUAUUACUGCAACUGUCUUUUGCUGUGAGUAGCAAGGAUAAUAAAAAUAGGCCAUUUGGUUUGUUCCAUGAUCUACCAUUGAAUCAAAUCAACUAUAGUGAAUGCUACUUAGUAAUUUCAUAUUGUGAAUAAUUAGUUAUCAGUGUGAUUUUUUUUAACUAAAUUGUGCACUUCAUUUAUGUAUUUAUUUUG